This is a messenger RNA of Trifolium pratense (red clover), 1016 nucleotides long. Its product is annotated as thymidine kinase a. Gene Ontology annotation, biological process: thymidine metabolic process. The transcript is spliced from 4 exons. NCBI's taxonomy places the organism in Eukaryota, Viridiplantae, Streptophyta, Magnoliopsida, Fabales, Fabaceae. The record is from RefSeq and is a predicted model, not a curated record. Gene Ontology annotation, molecular function: thymidine kinase activity; ATP binding. The coding region runs from base 62 to 700 and encodes 212 amino acids.
CAAACACGAACAAAUAAACAAACAAACCCUCAUUUUCUCUUCAAAUUCCAAUUCAAACUAAAUGGCUUCUUCUCACUCUGGCGAGAUCCAUCUCUUUGUGGGUCCCAUGUUCGCCGGCAAAACUACCUCCCUUCUUCGCCGUAUCAAGUCCGAGGUCGAUAACGGCAGGAAUGUGGCGAUGUUAAAAUCGAGCAAGGAUAAUAGAUAUGCAAUUGACUCUGUUGUGUCGCAUGAUGGUGUUAAAUUCCCUUGUUGGGCUUUGCCGGAUUUGAUGUCGUUCAAAGAUAAAUAUGGCCAUGAAGCUUAUCAGAAGUUGGAUGUAAUUGGUAUAGAUGAGGCUCAGUUUUUUGAGGACUUAUAUGAAUUUUGCUGCAAGGCUGCUGAUGAAGACGGUAAAAUUGUCGUUGUUGCAGGCUUGGAUGGUGAUUACUUAAGGAGAAGCUUUGGCUCGGUGCUUCACAUAAUACCAAUAGCUGAUACUGUCACUAAGUUGACAGCUCGUUGUGAAAUGUGCGGUAAACGUGCCUUCUUUACUUUGAGGAAGACAGAAGAGAAACAAACUGAGCUAAUUGGUGGGGCUGAUUUGUACAUGCCGGUAUGCCGCCAUCACUAUGUGAAUGGUCAAGUUGUUGCGGAAGCUACCAAGAGUGUCUUGGAAUCUCAAACAGUUAAGAUUGUCUUGGAAUCUCAAAACAUUUAAAAGUGGUUCUCUUCUCGAGGAAGCUGCAGGUGUUUAAUAGUAGUAAUUUAGAGGAACUGGUUUGGUUUAAAUGUGUCCUUAACAUAUGACUUGAUUCUGAUGUGUGAUUCAACAAGUUUGUCCAACAAGCCAUGUUGAAUUCUAUCUCACAUGAUCUAUUUGUUUUAUCAAUACUCUUCUAAUUAUGUAUGUGUGAUAUAUAGUGGAGUUUCUCAGAGCUUUUUUUUUUUUUUUUUCCAGUCAUAUUAUAUAUUUUACUUAUAUCAAUAAAGAGUUCCUUGUUCACAAGUUAUGACAAAAGCUUUUAGUCCAUGUG